Messenger RNA from Falco peregrinus (peregrine falcon), 5377 nucleotides. It is a transcript of the gene HCN3, whose product is annotated as hyperpolarization activated cyclic nucleotide gated potassium channel 3. Lineage: Eukaryota; Metazoa; Chordata; Aves; Falconiformes; Falconidae. The coding region runs from base 307 to 3117 and encodes 936 amino acids. Gene Ontology annotation, biological process: transmembrane transport; potassium ion transport. The record is from RefSeq and is a predicted model, not a curated record. The transcript is spliced from 8 exons. Gene Ontology annotation, molecular function: voltage-gated potassium channel activity. Gene Ontology annotation, cellular component: membrane.
CGCGCCGCCGCCGCCGCCGCCGCCGCCGCCGCCCGGGCCUCGCUGCUCGGCGCGCCGCCGCUCUGGUGCCGGCGGUGCCUCCCCGCUGGCGGCGGGGCCCGGCCGCCGCGCCCGCGCCAGUGUGUGCGCAACAGGCGGGCGCCGGCGGAGCUGCGGGCGCCGGCGAAGGAGCGCGACCGGUGACCGAGAGGCCGGGGGCGGUGAGCGAGCGCCCGCCCGCCCGGGGCCGGGCAUGUGCGGCGGGGCGGCGGGCAGGGCGCCCGGGCAAGGGCGUUUGAAGGAAACGUGAGGCGCGGCGGCGGCGGCAUGGACGCGGCGCCGGGCCGGAGCCCCGAGCCGCCGGAGAAGCCGCCGGUGCUGGACGGGGAGGCGGCGAGGGCGCCCGCGGGGGCGGCGGGCGCGGACACGGCCUCGCCGGCGGCGGCGGAGCAGAUCGUGGCGGAGGGCGAGGCGGCGGCGGCGGGCACGUUCGUGCAGCGGCAGCUCGGGGCCAUGCUGCAGCCCGCCGUGAACAAGUUCUCGCUGCGCAUGUUCGGCAGCCACCGGGCCGUGGAGAUCGAGCGGCAGCGGGUGAAGUCGGCCGGCGCCUGGAUCAUCCACCCCUACAGCGACUUCAGGUUUUACUGGGACCUCAUCAUGCUGCUCCUGAUGGUGGGGAAUUUGAUCAUUCUGCCUGUGGGCAUCACCUUCUUCAAGGAUGAGAACACCCCUCCCUGGAUCGUUUUCAAUGUGCUUUCGGACACUUUCUUCUUGGCUGACCUGGUGCUGAACUUCCGGACAGGCAUUGUGGUGGAGGACAACACAGAGAUCAUCCUUGACCCUCACACCAUCAAAAUGAAGUACUUGAAGAGCUGGUUCCUGGUUGACUUCAUCUCCUCCAUCCCUGUUGACUACAUCUUUCUCAUUGUUGACCUGGAGACCCAGGUGGAUUCUGAUGUCUACAAGACAGCCCGGGCCUUGCGCAUCGUCCGCUUCACCAAGAUCCUCAGCCUGCUGCGCCUGCUGCGCCUCUCACGCCUCAUCCGCUACAUCCACCAGUGGGAAGAGAUCUUCCAUAUGACAUACGACCUGGCCAGUGCUGUGGUGAGGAUCUUCAACCUCAUUGGCAUGAUGCUGCUGCUGUGUCACUGGGAUGGCUGCCUGCAGUUCCUGGUGCCCAUGCUGCAAGACUUCCCGCGGGACUGCUGGGUCUCCAUGAACCAAAUGGUGAAUGACUCCUGGGGGAAGCAGUACUCGCACGCCCUGUUCAAGGCCAUGAGCCACAUGCUCUGCAUUGGCUACGGUCAGCAGGCACCUGAGGGCAUGACUGACGUCUGGCUUACGAUGCUGAGCAUGAUCGUGGGGGCCACCUGCUACGCCAUGUUCAUCGGCCAUGCCACCGCCCUCAUCCAGUCUCUGGACUCGUCCCGGCGCCAGUACCAGGAGAAGUACAAGCAAGUGGAGCAGUACAUGUCAUUCCACAAGCUGCCUGGGGACACGCGCCAGCGCAUCCAUGAGUACUACGAGCACCGCUACCAGGGCAAGAUGUUUGAUGAGGAGAACAUCCUGGGGGAGCUCAAUGAGCCGCUCAAAGAGGAGAUCAUCAACUUCAACUGCCGCAACCUGGUGGCCAACAUGCCCCUGUUUGCUAACGCAGACCCCAACUUUGUGACGGCCAUGCUGACCAAGCUGCGCUUUGAGGUCUUCCAGCCUGGGGACUUCAUCAUCCGUGAGGGCACCGUAGGCAAAAAGAUGUACUUCAUCCAGCACGGGGUGGUCAGCAUCCUCACCAAGGGCAACAAGGAGACAAAGCUGUCUGAUGGCUCCUACUUUGGGGAGAUCUGCCUGCUGACGCGGGGCAGGCGGACAGCCAGUGUGCGAGCUGACACCUACUGCCGCCUCUACUCUUUGUCAGUGGAUAAUUUCAAUGAGGUGCUGGAGGAGUAUCCCAUGAUGCGCAGGGCCUUUGAGACGGUGGCCAUGGACCGGCUGGACCGCAUAGGGAAGAAGAACUCCAUUUUGCUCCGCAAGCGAGCCGAACACAGCUCGGGGCCCAUGAACAAUGAGAUGAUCCAGCAGAUCGUGAAGCACGACCAGGACAUGGCUCACAACAUCCAGGACCUGCAGCAGAUGGCGAUGGGCCGGGAGCUGAGCGGCAAGCCGGUGAUCUGGGAGCCGCUGGUGCACGCGCCCCUGCAGACGGCUGCUGCGACCACCAACGUGGCCAUUGCCUUGACCCACCAGCACAGCCUGCAGGCCCACAUCUUCCUGCCGCCCUCCUCCAUCUCCAGCCCGCUCUCUCCUGAGGCCACCCUGCUCACCAAGCAGGUGCGCAGGUCCCAGCCCAGCCUGGGGGGCUCCCGGCCCUCCUCCAUGAGCUCCCCAUCGGGGGCGCAGUCCCACCUCCAGACGCCCACCGCUGGUUCACCUUCCUCCCCCAUGGUGCAGUCCCAGGCACCCCUGGAGAGCGGGGGGCAGAGACCGAGCGCUGGGGCACCGCGCACGGCGCAGAAGGGGGAGCCGCCAGCAGCAGCCAAGCAGCCCCUCGCCGGCCCCCAGCCCCAGCUCUCCAAGUCCCGCGGCGCCUCAGUCUCCACCUCCCUGCUGCAGCAAGCAGCGGGGGCUCCAUCCCCCAGCUCGGAGCAGGCGCUGCCGUCGGGGAGAACGCUCCACUACAGCCUGUCCCGAGCCACCGGCUCCCACAUCUCUCUUCUGAUGCAGCCUCAGCAGCUGGUGAAGCACAGGAGCAUCCAGGGCUUGCCAGUGGGGCGGCUCACCCACGAUGUCCGGCUCCUCUCCGCCUCCCAGCCUUCCCUUCCCAAUAAAGUGGCCCAGCAAGCUGAUGUGGGCUCCUUGCAGCAGGGCAGGAAAUCUGCCGGGAACCUGGCCCGCAGAUCCUCUCCCUCAGUAGCCGGACUCCUUGCCAAGCCAUGUCCGGCGAUGCCAGGCCAGCCAGCACACUCGCAGCAGAUGCCUUCAGGAUCGCUGGCGCAACCCAGCCGCUCCGUGGCGGGAACAUCCAGCCCGCAGUCCCCGGUCUCCACGUCCCGGCAGGCAGCAGGUCCCCCCCGCAAGGGCUCCGUGGCCUUCAGCCCCGAGGUGGAAACAGGGAAGCCCAAACUCCCAUCAAACAUGUGAGUCCCCGGCGGCACCCGUGCGCAGGCAGGAGGGACCCAGCACCCCGGCGGCGGAGGCGGGAGAGGCAGAGCACCUGGUGAAGGACCCCAGCCCCAGCUGCGUCGAAGGGCAGGCGAGGUGAGGGGCAGCACCCGGGGCCAUGGGCUGGCUGCUGCGGGCAUGGGGGCACAGCAGGGACGGGUGCGGGGCAGCGCCAGAGCUGGUCCAGCUGGAUGAGGAGGGGGCUCUUCUGACUGCCCCAAGGAGGGGACCCUGCCCAGGCUCUCCCCUCCUUGCUCCACCACCAUCGGUCCUGAGCCCUGCUCUCCUCCUGGAGGCAACAGGAUGGGUCAGAGCCCUCACCCAAAUGCCAGCCGCCCUGGGGAGCCUGGCUCCCCGCAGCUGCUCCGCGGGGGCCAGACCCUCGCGCCCCACAGCCUCCCCCUGGGGCCGGUGCUGGCAGCUCCUCUGUUUUCCUCUCUCACCGCCGCACGCCCACCUUGAUCCCCAGCAAGCUCUGCGCAGCACCUUCGCUUUUUGGGGGAGGAGAAAGGGGCAGCCCCCCGGGACCCACAGCUGAGAUUUGGGGGGGCUGGAGCCCACGGUGGGGGUCUCCCUGGAAAGAGAGCGUGGGUACCCAGGGGCAGCAGGGCCCAGGUCCCCCCUCCCUGAGGCCCUGGCAGGUCCUGUGGGCUGUGGUGCCAGGACCUUGGAGGGGUAUGGGACAGGGUCCCCCAGUGUGCCGAGUGCCGAGUGGGGGAGCCGGGGUCAGAAGCGUCUCCCACUGAGCAGCCCCCAGGUGGCUCUCCCAGCUUGGGGGAGCAUCUUGCCUCAGAGGUUCUCGGUCCCCCCUGGGGUUGGGAUGUGCCUCUGGGCAGGGCUGUGCCCCACACCUGGGUGCUGUGGCCUGGACCCUCGCCAUGCUCUGGCAAAGGGGGCAGCCUGGGGCGGGGCGGGGGGCAGCCCAAGGGUGACCCCACUGCCUGCGGCUCUGGGAGAUGCUCAGAGGGGGCAGCCCAGGGGUGACCCCACUGCCUGCGGCUCCAGGAGAUGCUCAGCAUGGGCUCUGCUCCCCCCUGCCCUGCAUUGCGGUCCUGUUUCCAGACUGCCUGGAGAUGCCGGUCACCAGUGCCACAGAGAGCAAAAGGUUGUCACAAAGAGUUGCCAACCUGGGCAGCGCCUGGGUGAUGUGCGAGGCCGUGGGGCUGCCUCCCCUUGCCCUCCUGGGUCUCCUUGUGGGAAGGCAGCAGCCCGGGGUCCCCGCAGCCGACCCACAUUGCCCCUCCAGAGCCAGUAGUCAGCAAUGUGUGUUCGAAUCGUGGCUCUGCCGAGCAGCUGAGCCCUGCUUACAGUGUCGCUUUGGGCCAACCGUGUUAACAGUCCUGGUUAGAGUAGUGUCCCCUCCCAACCCUGCCGCGCUGUGCAAGCUGCUUCCCACUCCUGGAGUCAGGACCCGUGGCUUGUAGUCAUGCUCUGGGGCUUGGCUGCCGCUGCGCGGGGCCUGCCAGACCCCCGGUGCAGCAGGUGAGGGUCUUGUUCCAUGCGGUACUUCUCAAAGUGAAGUCUUCAGUUCUCCCCCUUCGUGUUUUGGGAUGUCGGGACCAGUCCAGACUGCAGGGCUGCUCGGGGAGCCCAGCCUGCGGGGCACAAGCGUGUCCGGCAGAGGAGAUGUCCAACACUGCCUUUUUUUUUUUUCACAGACUUCAACUCCCCUUCCCCACCCGCCCCCACGUCCCGCUCCAUCCCCAUGGUCCGUGUCUCCCCUGCAGCCCCUCGGGAAGGGGUCUGCAGCUGGGCCGCAUAGUCAGACAUUCCCGGGCUGUGUUUACACUGCGUGAUGUAGAUGUUUUAGCCGUCAUCCUAGGUGUCCCCUGCAGAGCAUGUGGGCCAGCUCGGACGGCACCGCACGGCUCUGCUUCUGCCAGCUCACCACCGGUGCUGCCCGCGCUGCAGCCCCGUGGCAGGAGCCAGAGCCACCCUGUGCUCCGGUCGCCGCCGUGGCAGACCCCUUCCACGAGCCACGGUGGCCCCAGCGCCCCAUCCCAGUGGGGAGGCAAGAGGGGGCGGCCGGAGGGGCCGGGGAUGCCGGCCGCGCGCGUGUCUCCGCAGCGUGCGUGGGCGCAAGUCUAGCCACCAAAGACCACGAUCCUUCACUCUUGCACUCACGGCAGUCGAUGUACAGAGCUUGUAGUUUUCAUAUCGCAGAGAAUUUAAAAGCGUUUUUUUAUUUUUGGUUGUUGUACAUAAUGGAUUUAAAUAAUAAAGAGAGAUUCUGAGCUGG